Messenger RNA from Solanum lycopersicum (tomato), 1221 nucleotides. RefSeq names its product dehydration responsive element binding protein (gene DREB2). Lineage: Eukaryota; Viridiplantae; Streptophyta; Magnoliopsida; Solanales; Solanaceae. The record is from RefSeq and is marked provisional. Gene Ontology annotation, biological process: regulation of DNA-templated transcription. Gene Ontology annotation, molecular function: DNA binding; DNA-binding transcription factor activity.
UCUCUCUCAUCAACCCUCCUCUCCUCUCCCCUCUCUCUCUAUAUUCUAUUUUCACACACUAAAACAGAGCAGCUCGUCAUUUCUUCAACAUCUCUGUGUAUACACUGCGUUCAGUUUAUUGAGAGUUUCGCAAAUUUACAGACAUAGUUUUUUCGCGAAAAAAGAGAGAGAAGAAAACAGAGCAAACGUAACAAAAACAGAGCAACACAAUUCAUACAUGAUAAUAAUGUCUACAGAGCAACCAAAUUGUUCAGAAAGUACUGAAUCUAGCUGCAACUCUUCUUCUUCUUCGUCGCCCUCAUCGCCAUCUUCCGUUCUUCUUCAGCCACUUCCACAAAUCAAUUCAAAAAAUCGACUCAAAAGAUGCAGAGGUGAAGAGGAAGUAGAAGAAGAAGAAGACGUGGUCGUUAAUAAUCCAAAUCCGAAGAAGAUGAAUAAAAACAACAACAAUGGCAGCAGUACUAGUGUUGUUUCUUAUGUAGGUGUACGAAUGAGAGCAUGGGGAAAAUGGGUAUCCGAAAUCCGUGAACCUAAAAAAAAAUCACGGAUUUGGUUAGGUACCUUUGCUACCCCGGAAAUGGCGGCGCGUGCUCACGACGUCGCCGCCAUGUCCAUUAAAGGUACCUCAGCUAUACUCAAUUUUCCCCAAUUUUCACAUUUACUGCCCCGACCCGUCACGUGCUCCCCACGUGACAUCCAAAACGCCGCCGUAAAAGCCGCUCACAUGGAUCACCUAAAUCCAAAAUUCUCAAUAUUACCCGAAACCUCUGCGGCGACGAUGACCUCAUCGUCAUCGUCGCUGUCGUUAGUUUCGGGCGUUACAUCCUCCUCGUCGUCGUUUCAAGACGACGAGGAGUCAAGACCGUCGCCUCCGGAGCUGAUUCCGGAGGCGACGGGGCAGUUGAGUGAGAUAGUGGAGCUGCCAAAAUUGGGAUCGAGUUACGAAUUGGUUGAAUCAACUCAGAGUUUAUUUGAAUCAGAUGAAUGGUGGGAUAAUAAUUAUGGAAAUUGUGAAUAUUUUUUUGGACAAGAUAAUUAUAUUAGUAGUAAUAUGGAAUUUACAGGAUUAGAAAAUGUGGUUUCAACCAGUUUUGAGAGUUUUUUAUGGCAACAUUAGAAUAAAAAAAAUAAUGUUUUUUCUUUUGAUAAUUAAUUUUACACUUUAUUUUUUUUUAUGUAAUUUAGGUGGAAAUUAUUGAUGAACUUUAUACGUUUCUUGCA